AUGGCCGUUCGCCGCACGGCUAGUGUUCUACUCAGCUCUCAAGCUCGGUUCGAGUCGGCCGUGUUGAUAUCAUCAAAUGCACGACCGAUACAACAGACGAGAACACUCUUCGACUCACUGCUGUCUUCAACACUUGGGAAUUGUGCGCUUCGUUCUAUGAGUCACACCAAAGUUCUACCGUACUCCGCCGCAACGGUCUUCAAAGCCGUCUCUGACGUGGCUGGCUACCCGACAUUUCUACCCUUUACCAUUUCCUCCAACGUCACAUCAAGGGAUGCUGCGGGCUAUCCGACCCGAGCUAGUCUGAAAGUUGGGUACGCAACACUCGGCAUCGAGGAAGAUUGGGAAAGCAUCGUCCGGUGCGAUCCGUGUCGAGGGACCAUCGAGGCGAGAAGCAGCGAGGAGCACAGUAACGGCCUUUUUGAGACACUGAGUACGAAAUGGCUCAUCGCACCUUCAAAGACGGCAAACAACAGCACCGCUGUCAAACUGAACGUCGACGUCAAGUUUCGAAAUCCACUCUACGAUCAAAUGUUUGCCCAGGUCGAGGGUAAGGUUGCAAGUACAAUGAUGUCUGCCUUUGAAAAGAGGGUUGAAGAGCUCCAUGAGCAGCAGAAAAAGCGGCCGCGGUGA
This is a messenger RNA of Fonsecaea nubica, 633 nucleotides long. RefSeq lists its product as hypothetical. Gene Ontology annotation, cellular component: mitochondrion. The transcript has a single exon. The coding region runs from base 1 to 633 and encodes 210 amino acids. Gene Ontology annotation, molecular function: ubiquinone binding. Gene Ontology annotation, biological process: cellular respiration; ubiquinone biosynthetic process. NCBI's taxonomy places the organism in Eukaryota, Fungi, Ascomycota, Eurotiomycetes, Chaetothyriales, Herpotrichiellaceae. The record is from RefSeq and is a predicted model, not a curated record.